AUGCUAGCAAAGUAUAGAGAUCUCACAGUGGUGAAAGACGAUCUCACGUUGCUGGAGAAGACUGAGUCUUACAUUGCGAAGUGGCGCCUGAACAAGUGGGAGUUUCGAGUUCCGCCUCUGCUCUACCCAGCGGAGCGAGAAAAGGUAAUGCUGCAGCAAGAGAUACUCAAAACUCUUUGCCUGAAUCGAGCAGAGGAGCACAAACACGUUUUGAGCGAUAUUCAAAUAGUGGCAGCCAUAACCGGUAUUUCGCCCGAGAGUGUUCGGGCGAAGAACCGUGCGUGGCUUCAGGAAGAGGCUUCCAAACUUCGAUGGAAAGGAGAGGUUAACAAGGCAAAGGAGCUCCGAGAUGCUUUUCUGCGCCUGGAGGUAUACGGCUCUCGAGAUCAUCGCUUGCUGGAGCGACUUUGUUGCAUUUACGGCAUGGGCAUGCAAGGUACAUUCGAUGAGGCGUUCAGCAACAUAAUUGUUCAAGAUCCGUCGACUGGCAAGCUCUCUGUUGACGAAGCGAACCCAUUUGCCGAGCUGCAGGCGUACAUUCUUUCUCGAUAUCCGCAAAUCGAUUUAAUUCACGACUUUCUAGGACUCAACGUAGUUUCAGGAUACCGACCCUCAUUGAGCCGCUUUCUCAUUCACUGCCUGUCCAACAAGAAUAACGUUUCAAACCCCGUCUCCAACGGGCGAGUUCUUUUGCAUGUGAGCGCGAGCAAAGAGACAUUGUUUGAUUACGGGGACAGCAAGGGUCAGAUCGCGCACGACGACUCCAUCUAUGGAUUGCCCGACUUUAUGUACGUCCGCGGAAACGACAUUUUUCUGAUUACUAUCGCGGCAGACAAUCACUGGCUCCGCAAACGGCAAGUUCCGCACACAAAGCAACUCGAAGGGAUUGCGAGGCGCUGCAGCUUUGUUCUGGGCAUUCCGUUCGACAAGGUGCGCAUCCGCAACCUUCUGCUUCCGCCGAACUACGUAGAUUCGAGCUCGCUUCGUCGCCUUACGGAGAGCGUUUUGGAUAUGUCACCAGCUUCUGUGAAGGAGGCAGUGCCGUGGAUUUCUUUGUACGAGAAGGAGCUUGAUGCACAGGAUGUGGACUACUGCGAGUUGGAGAAGACAGUAAAUGAGGAAGAGUGGCUGACGCUUUAG
Molecule: messenger RNA, 1140 nt
Organism: Leishmania mexicana MHOM/GT/2001/U1103
Lineage: Eukaryota; Euglenozoa; Kinetoplastea; Trypanosomatida; Trypanosomatidae
Exons: 1
Coding region: 1-1140 (379 amino acids)
Source: RefSeq, a predicted model, not a curated record